CCUUGCCCUGAGAAUGAAGAGAGUACAGCUCUUCUAUCAGUGUCCUAAAAUAGAAGGCCCUUUCCAUCUGUUGGUCUGAAGUCAGCCUCAUGGAACACAAAUCAACCAGAGGGCACAGGGCUACAGAGAAAGAAAGACAAGGAACGAUAAAGUUCUUCAGACAGAGGUUUCAUUGUCCAGACAGCAUUAACUAUCAACUAGCUUAAUUUCUUUUUUUUUUUUUGUCCUUUUUUUGGAUGGAUACAUUUUUAAAAACAAUUUUAAGCCUGAUUCAUAUUCAUCUGGAAAGAAAUCAAUAAUGAAACUGAAUGUGGGAAUAUUUUUUGGAGGCUUCUUUGGGGCUCUGGGAAUUUUGCUCUUUUUGGUGGCCUUUGGAACAGAUUACUGGCUUCUCGCUACAGAAGGUGGAAAGUGUACAACAGGUCCAGAUGACGUUGGGGAGGAAAAGAUCACUUUCCACCAUGAAGGUUUCUUCUGGAGGUGCUGGUUUAGUGGAGAUGUAGGGGAGAACACUACUAACAUUUGGAAAUUCUGGUACACCAACCAGCCACCUUCUAAAAAUUGCACACAUGCUUACCUCUCACCAUUUCCUCGUAUCCGAGAUGAAUACAACUCAACCUCCUAUGACUCUGCAAUCAUUUAUCGUGGUUUCUGGACUGUUCUCAUGCUCUUGGGAGUGGUCACUGCUCUGAUGGCUGGUUUCUUCAUCAUCUGUGCAGCCCCCUAUGCCAGCCACAUUCUGUACAAGACAGGAGGAGGCUUUUUCAUCACUGCUGGCAUCAUAUUUUCAUUGGUGGUCAUGAUGUAUGUCAUCUGGGUCCAGGCAAUGGCUGAUCUGGAAAACUACGAGAACAUGAAGAAAAAGGAUUGUCCAGAUUUUACUGUUCAUGUGCGCUAUGGCUGGUCUUUCAUACUGGCUCCUAUAGGAAUAUUUUUUGCUUUGUUUGCAGGA
Alligator sinensis (Chinese alligator) is the source of this 952-nucleotide messenger RNA. RefSeq names its product transmembrane protein 182 (gene TMEM182). NCBI's taxonomy places the organism in Eukaryota, Metazoa, Chordata, Crocodylia, Alligatoridae. The record is from RefSeq and is a predicted model, not a curated record. Gene Ontology annotation, cellular component: membrane. The annotation marks the transcript as partial. The transcript has 5 exons.